Nicrophorus vespilloides is the source of this 841-nucleotide messenger RNA. RefSeq names its product 26S proteasome non-ATPase regulatory subunit 10-like. The record is from RefSeq and is a predicted model, not a curated record. The coding region runs from base 89 to 757 and encodes 222 amino acids. Gene Ontology annotation, molecular function: protein binding. The transcript has 3 exons. Lineage: Eukaryota; Metazoa; Arthropoda; Insecta; Coleoptera; Silphidae.
CAAACUUCAUUGCGAUUUAUCGAAUUGGCGAAAUAUUCAAACACGAAAACAAGUAAGUCAAGUGUUUUAUUUGAAACAUUUUCAAAUCAUGGCUUCCCCAAAUUCCUUAUACGAGAGUGCCUACAACGGAGAUUUCGAUUUAAUUAAGACACAAGUAGAUGACAAUAAGUCUCUUAUUAAACAGAACGACGAGAAUGGAAGAAGCUUAUUGCACUGGGCUGCAAUUAGUGGUAAUUUAAAAUUGGUGACCUAUCUAACUGAGAUGGGCUCAGAAAUUGAUGCCUGUGAAGACACAGAUGCAACCCCUUUAGUAUUGGCCUCUUCAGCAGGAAGAUUCGAGGUCUGCACUUUUUUAAUAAAACAGAAGGCUGAUGUGAAUCACAGGACAAGCCAAGGUCAUUCAGCACUGCAAUAUGCUGCAUCUAAGAAUUGGCUGAAUAUUUGCAUAUUGCUCAUAGAAAAUAACGCAGAUGUGAACAUUGUUGAUAUUAGAGGAGCAACUGCGCUGCACAGGGCUGCUUCUAAAGGAAAUUUGGAUGUUGUCAAGUAUCUGUUGUCUAUUGACAAUAUUAAUUUGAAUUGCAAGGAUUCCUAUGGGAAUACCCCAUUGCAUUUAGCAUGUGAAGAGGACAGACAGGAAGAAGCAAAGUUGUUGGUGCAACGUGGAGCUAGAACAGACAUGCAAAAUAGGGAUAAAAGUACAGCUUUGGAUUUGUGUUCCAUUGGCUUGCGUAGGGCUUUGACCACAAACAAUUGAUUACAUUGUAUUAACUGGAUCACAUUUUAAACUAAACAGUUGUAAUCAACUUUAAAUAUUACUAUUAAAUUAUUAUAAUAUUAA